Messenger RNA from Meloidogyne enterolobii, 333 nucleotides. Lineage: Eukaryota; Metazoa; Nematoda; Chromadorea; Rhabditida; Meloidogynidae. The record is from the annotation of a GenBank genome assembly.
AUGGAUAUAUUAAUUGAUUUUGUUUCCCAGUUUAUCCAAAAUAGGCACGAGGAUGAUCACUUUGACAGAUUAAAUUAUCAAAUUACCCCGUUCCUUUUCGUCUUGCUUUCUCUUGUUAAUAUAUCUAAGCUCUAUAUUGGCUCAGCCAUUAAUUGUUUUGCCAAAGCAGAAUUUAAGGAAGGCUGGGUACAAUAUACAAAUGAUUAUUGUUUAGUAGAAAAUACUUAUUAUAUUAGAAGCGAUGAAAGAAUUCCGUUACAAAAAGAAUUGAGAAACCGAGAAAGAAUUGCUUAUUAUCAGGCAUGUUGUAAUUGUAAAACUUGUUUGUUUUAA